This is a messenger RNA of Solanum verrucosum, 1351 nucleotides long. RefSeq lists its product as uncharacterized. The transcript is spliced from 10 exons. The record is from RefSeq and is a predicted model, not a curated record. Lineage: Eukaryota; Viridiplantae; Streptophyta; Magnoliopsida; Solanales; Solanaceae. Gene Ontology annotation, molecular function: methyltransferase activity. The coding region runs from base 185 to 1333 and encodes 382 amino acids. Gene Ontology annotation, biological process: RNA methylation.
CCUGCUCCAUCUCUUCCGUUGUUGUUCUAGCCGCCAUUUUUGUGAAUUGGAGUUUUCAUGGAGAUUAUGGAAAAGCAUUCGUAGUUCGAUUUAUACAGUUUCUUUUGUUCAUUGUAAAAUUGAGUACAGAAACAACAAUCUUUCAGCAUAUUACAUCCACGAUUUUUUCUUCAGUUUUGUGACGAUGGAUGUGGAAGAAACCUCAAGUUUGCCUCUGCCAGAUGCUUUUCUUGAUUUUCUGAAUCAACAUGACUUGGAUCCUUCUAUUUAUACUGCCACCGAUUCCAUACCUCGUUAUAUAAGGAUAAAGCCCGGUUAUGAGGAUUUGCUUGAAGAAAUUGAAAGUGAUAUUAGAUGCAAGCUUGAAAGAGUUUGUUGGUUGCCCAACUUUUAUCAUCUUCAACCUGAUGUUCGAAUUGCUAGUUCGAAGGCAUACCAAGAAGGGAAGAUGUAUGGAAUUGAUGCAGCAUCCGGAGCUGCUGUGACAGCUUUGGACAUUGCAGUUGGGGAUCAUGUCCUUGAUCUUUGUGCUGCACCUGGUGCUAAACUUUGUAUGAUGUUGGACAUUCUUGGCAGUUCGGGUUCUGUGACUGGUGUUGACAUUGCAAAACAUCGAUUAGCGGCCUGUAGAACCAUGCUACAGAAAUAUAGUCUUGGUGAUCAUUGUCGUCUUUUUGUUGCUGAUGGAACCAGUUUUUCCCUUCUCCCUGUCAGGGUCCAUUCAGGCUCUCCGUUGCAAAAUGAAAAUGCGGAUGAAUUUGCUUCCGGAGAAAAAUCUGAAGUAUAUCGGGAGUGGAAGUCUCGCAGACCAUGGAAAGAAAGGAAGAAGGAAGCUAUAGCUAGAGAAAAAGGUGUCUCCAAGCUAUUCUCACCAACUCAAGAACCAGAGCUUAUAUUUUAUGGCCGGUAUUCUGGGGUGGUUGGGAUGAGAAAAAAUGAAUUAUAUCAAAAGAUGCCUAUCAGUGAGGUUUUGCAGCUCGGCUAUGACAAGGUUCUUGUGGAUGCAGAAUGUACCCAUGAUGGUUCUAUUAAGCAUGUUCAGAAAUUUGAGCAAUGGGGCUGGACAACCUUCCAGCGCCGUGUGCUAGAUGCAGAAAGAACCGAUGAUCUGACUGUCCUUCAGCUGCAACUUCUGACUAAUGGAUUCAGAUUGCUCAAAGUUGGGGGAGUCCUUGUCUAUAGCACUUGCAGUUUAACCUUUGCUCAGAACGAAGAUGUGGUCGAGCUGUUCCUUUCGGAGAACACAUCUGCAGAAUUGUUGGCGAUUACUGCUGCCAAAAUUGGCCAUGCAAGAGUGGUCGAAUACAAAAAACCUUGCGAUUUGAUCCUUUGACAUCUUGUACAAGCGGAC